This is a messenger RNA of Hypomesus transpacificus, 766 nucleotides long. Its product is annotated as natterin-4-like. The transcript has 2 exons. The coding region runs from base 14 to 766 and encodes 250 amino acids. The record is from RefSeq and is a predicted model, not a curated record. Lineage: Eukaryota; Metazoa; Chordata; Actinopteri; Osmeriformes; Osmeridae.
CUAUCAGAGAGAAAUGAAGAAACAAAACAUAAACCUACCAGCCUUGGUCAUCUUUGCUUUUCUGCUGCAGAGCACCGUUGCUGAGGACGAUGAUGGGUACCCAAAGCUUUCCAACAAGGUUAUGAACAUCACCGUGACCACGCUAAGAGCAACGCAGCCUCCCUCGAUAAAGGAAGAGUUCAUAAGCAUCCUUGCUGAGGAAGAAGAUGCUAACCCAAAUCAUAGAGUUCGACUCAAUGACACCGACAAUGUGUCCCUGAAAUGGGUGAACUGGUCUGGCUCUCUGCCUCAGUGGGCUGUGAAGGUUUACAUCAAUGGAACAGGACGAGAGGACUACAUUUGUGCUCCCCAUACUAGAUGUUACUGGUCCAGUGGCUACUACAACCCCACCUUAGGCCCAUUCUGCUUCAACCCCUUCCAUGGGAAGGAGGCAAAAUCCUCCAAAUUUGACAUACUGGUUAACGAGCAAAACCUGGAGCUGUUGGAGUGGAAGGCUUUCGAUGGCAAUUUCAAGAACAUGGUCACUUCGUCUCCAACUGGUUAUAUAGUGAAUGUUGGGAAGAGUAUUUUCGGUAUUGGGGCAAUCGCUACAGGAUCUUAUGUUGUAUUAGACGAUGUUACUAUUCAGUUUUCUCCACACAGGCACAUAUUUUACCUUCCCUCAGGGACAGAAACAAGGCAUUUGGAAGGCUUCGAUGUCCUGACAUUGGAAACAGGGCAGUACGAGCAGCGGAUCCAUGACAUUGAGUCUCACCGUGUUCGAUAA